GUAAUGGAAUGGUACACCAUUAAAUAAGUUUUUUCUCAAAGAGUUGAAGCUUUUAUCACCAAAUUUUACUACCGUAGCUUUUAUAACCAUGCACUCAUUUUUAGCUGAUAGCUUACGUGUUUACAUAUUUCUUGUAUAAAGUUUUUUAUGGAUCUCUUCAUGGUAAAAAUAAUCAUUUUGCAAAAUGCCAUAUUAGAUAUUAAAGAAGUAUUCAAGGAGCAAGUAGCCAGGAAAAUGUACGUUUUAUAGCCAUGUAAGUUUUUGGUACAGCAAAAUUUCGUGCCAUCUUCAAAGUAGGUUUUAUGUGAGGAGCUAAAUAGGCAAUAGGCCUUUAAAUUUCAUCUCCAAAAAUCAACAAAUAUUUCUAAAUCGCUGAUUUUCUAUGUGUUAAUCACAACAGCAGUGUAAAAAAUUUAUUUUAAUCUUACGUAAUCUUCAACCAAUGGCAAGAACAUGAGGAAACAUACCACUUAGUUUGUGUUCCUUUAAAAUGUUAAAUACUGGCUAUUAUAUGUAUGAAAAAAUUUGUUUGCAUCUUUUUAGAUUAAACAUUGGUAUGUUUCUUGAUCCAGGCAAUCCUUAUGAUAAAUAUGAAAUCAAAAUCUUGAUGAAUGGAACUAUUGUUGGUCAUGUUCCGAAAAAAAUUUCGCGGUGCGCAUCUGGAAGAAAAUGAGAACUUUUGUAUAUGGCCAGAGACAACAAAAGGGGAAUGGUUUAGACUUAGAGGUCCCAUACAAAUACGCUCUCAAGGCCUAACGGACCAGAUACAUAUCUUAGAAAGAACCAAAUGCACAGUCUAGGAUAUUGUCGAAUGAGAAAAGGAAAUUUUAUCUUUUAUGCCCAUCGACCUUUAUGCAAGAAUGGCUUACAUGCAAGGUUAUAGCAUGCAAGUAGUCUCAAUUUUUCAAGAGAUGUCCAUGGUAGGCUUUUUGUAUAAAGCAAUGCGGUUAGGGGGCUGAUCAAGUUGAUGGUAAGUUAACACAAUCUGAACAGGUGAUAGUUUAAUAGCGUGAUCAAAAUCUACACACUUGAAUGACUGUGGUCAAUGAGAGCAACACGGAAUUGCGUGUGCUCACCAAGCGCUGCGCAGGUUGUUUGAAGAAAUUUGUAUCAUAGCACCCCCUGUUUCUGUUAAAUGUCUACGGUUUAUCAAUUAUAGACGAAAUUUAUAACGGGUGAUACCUACAAACCAAGAAUUUGACACCCCAGCUGCAUUACCUCUUUUUAACAAUUAAAGCAUAUUUUUAUCUAAACUAUUGCACUGGUUCAUGGAUUUUAACAGUAUUUUUAUUUAGUGAUACUUGCUUGAAGAUGGUUUAAACAGACUAACCAAAGAUGAGCCUGAAAAACUUGAAGCGCUCUCCAUGGAUAUACAUUACAUUAUCGUUGUUCUUAACUCUUUCUUUGACACUUAGCUUGGCAGUAUUUCUUUUACAUAGAUAUACCGGAACGUCGCAGAAUAGUAUUUUCGUAAAACAGCGAAGCGCUUCGGAUAAAAAGACAUCGAAAGAUGAGAAACAGAGAGUAGAGUAUCAUGCAAUGGUGGCAGAAAAGCUUUACGCUAGUAAUAUCGAAAAGAACCUAAAGUAUCUGACAAGUAUGCCACAUAUUGCCGGUUCACCAGAAAGCAAAAAACAAGCAGAAUGGAUGGCGGAAAAAUUCAAAGAGUACGGUUUUGACCGAGUUGAAAUAAAGAAGUAUAAAGUAUUGCUAUCUUACCCAACUGAACCUGGCAGCGUAAAGGUUCUUGAUGAUGAUGGUAAGGAAGAUUUCGCCUUUGAAUCUGUCGAGAAGAGUUACAACAAAUAUGAGAACGAUUCCAGAGCCAUGCCGCCAUUUAUUGCAUACUCACAGUCUGGCACAUUUGAGGGUGAGCUUGUUUAUGCAAAUUUUGGACUAGAAAAGGAUUUCGAGCACUUACAGAAGAGUGGGGUGGAUCUUAAGAACUGUAUUUGUUUGGUUAGAUACGGUUCCACAUCUAGAGCCAAAAAGCUAAAAGUAGCAACUGCGCACAAAGUAAAAGGCAUAAUCAUCUACUCCGAUCCUGAGCAAUAUUCGCCAAGAGGCGUUUCCUACCCAGACAGCUGGUAUUUGCCAAAGGAUGGUGUCCAAAGAGGGACAGUGCUUCGAAUACGUGGAGAUCCCCUGUCAAAUGGAUACCCAGCUCUUGAUGGCUUUCAUCGAUGGGAUCUCAAUGAUGUAGCUUACUUCCCAAAGAUGCCCAUUCUCCCAAUCAGCUACGAAAAUGCAGAGAAACUUAUGAAAAUUUUAGAUGGAAAAGAGGUACCUGACAAAUCAUGGAGAGGGAAAUUGGAAACAACAUAUAGAAUAAAUUCAAAGAAGAGGAGAAAAGUAAAAGUAAAAAUUUCUGUGAAUCGAGAAGAUAGAUUCAUUUACAACGUCAUAGGAACAUUUCAAGGACAUGUUGAGCCCGACCGUCUUAUUCUUCUUGGCAAUCAUCGAGAUGCAUGGGUGUUUGGGGCAGCAGAUCCAUCAAGUGGAACAGCUACAAUGGUAGAGGUUGCAAGGGGGCUCGGCUGGCUCAAAUCUAAAGGUUGGAAGCCACGAAGAUCAAUUUUAUUAUGCAGCUGGGAUGCAGAAGAAUACGGCCUUAUUGGCUCUACAGAAUGGGCAGAGGACCAUGCAAAGCUUCUAACACAACGAGCCGUUGCGUAUUUAAACAUUGAUACUGCUGUUGAAGGGAACUAUACAAUAGAACUGAAAUCGACACCCCAUUUGAGAGACACAUUUUACGAUAUUGUAAAGAUGUUCAAAGACCCAGAUGAUAAAGAAAGCAACCUGUACGACACUUGGGUCAAAAAACGAGGAAAUAAUAACAUUUACGAGCCAGAGGCAGAACUGUUCAAAACAGGGAGUGACUACAUGCCGUUCUUUGCUGAUCUUGGGAUCCCUUCGAUGGACUUCAGGUUUACAUUUGAUUCGAAACAAACAGGUGUUUUUAAAUACCCAGUCUACCACAGCAUCCACGACAACUUUGACUGGAUGAAACGAUUUGUUGAUCCAGAUUUCCGUUACCAUGAAACUGUUGCCAAGCUGUGGAUACAGCUGGCUCUAGCAAUGGCUGAUGGGAUACUGUUGCCAUUCAAUAUCAGGAGGUAUGGGGAGAAUCUCCUCAAACAAGCUGAGGAAAUUGAGAAAAUCAAGAAAGAGUCUGGGAAGGCCAAAGACUUGAAUACAGACCUUAUGAGAGAAGCCUGCAAGAAGUUCAAAAAAGCAACAUCUGAUUUCCACAAAAGAUUGCAAAGUAUAGACAAAGAGGAUGCACUGGCUGUUAGAAUGGCCAACGACAAGCUUAUGCUUUUUGAAAGGAGCUUUGUGCUUUCAGAAGAUAUUCCUGGUGAAUACACAAGGCAUGUAUACCAUUCUUCGGGCUUACGCGGAGCACUGAGUGAUGUGGAGAAGGAGAAGCCUGGGUCGAUUGAGGACUUGAAAAUCAAAAUAACGGCGUUUACAUAUCAUGUUAGGAUGGCAACAAUGAGUUUGCAGAAUUUCUUUGUUGAAGAAAACUGCUCAGAAAAAGACUGUGAUUUUGUAUAAAGUAAUUAAACGUUAGGUUUCAUAGUUGUGGAACCACUUUUCAAUGCAAAAGUCAUACAAUGCCUGCCAAAGUACUUGGAACACCCAACAAUUUGUGCUGUGUUUUCAUAUUUUUAAAAUUCUUUUCCCAAAUACUUCUACUUUCGUUCUUGAAUCCCGAAGCUAUGUUGAUAGUUUAGACAAAUAUCAUGCGAGUCAUACGAAAAACACACUUUCUAAUCUCCUACGUCGUUUUGUAGUAAACCAACAUCGUUCAAAGGGGAGGGGAGUGUUCCAAGACUUCUGGCAGGCGUUGUAGGUCCAAGAAUGAAGCAGUCUCGUCAACAUUGUAUCUCUGUGUUACAGAAGUUUCUUCGGCAUGUAGAAUUUUCUAAGCUAUUCCUAGACAUUAGAAGCAUAACAUGUUGAAGAUUGCAAAAACUUUGAAUCAUAACAAGGCAAUUAAUUAUUAAUUAACAAGAAUUAAAACAUAUAUUUAUUAACAAUAUAAUAAAACAUUUCAAUGAAAAAAUGGAUCAUUUCUUUAAAUAGUGUAAUUUAGCAGGUAUUUAUAGAAUCAAAUUUUCCAAUUCGGGUUGUAUUAUGAGA
Rhopilema esculentum is the source of this 4146-nucleotide messenger RNA. RefSeq names its product putative N-acetylated-alpha-linked acidic dipeptidase. NCBI's taxonomy places the organism in Eukaryota, Metazoa, Cnidaria, Scyphozoa, Rhizostomeae, Rhizostomatidae. The record is from RefSeq and is a predicted model, not a curated record. Gene Ontology annotation, molecular function: carboxypeptidase activity.